Molecule: messenger RNA, 722 nt
Organism: Gracilinanus agilis (Agile Gracile Mouse Opossum)
Lineage: Eukaryota; Metazoa; Chordata; Mammalia; Didelphimorphia; Didelphidae
Product: thioredoxin reductase 1, cytoplasmic-like
Exons: 5
Biological process (GO): cellular response to oxidative stress; cell redox homeostasis; glutathione metabolic process
Cellular component (GO): mitochondrion; cytosol
Molecular function (GO): flavin adenine dinucleotide binding; glutathione-disulfide reductase (NADPH) activity
Source: RefSeq, a predicted model, not a curated record
GCACGAGCUGGGGGCUGGGGGGCACCUGCGUGAACGUGGGCUGCAUCCCCAAGAAGCUCAUGCAUCACGCCGCUCUCCUGGGAGGCGCCAUCGGGGAUGCCCGCCAUUACGGCUGGGACACGCCGCCGCUGAGGGAGCACGACUGGAGUCAGAUGGCCGAAGCGAUUCAGAACCACAUCAAGUCCUUGAACUGGGGCCACCGUGUACAGCUGCAAGAACGGAAAGUCAAAUACAUGAACGUCCAGGGCAGCUUCCUGGACAAGCACACGGUGCGAGGCGUGACCAAAGCAGGGAAGGAGAUGGUCUUUACGGCCGAGCACAUCGUCAUCGCCACCGGAGGGAGGCCCAGGUACCCCGAUGAUCAAAGCUCCAGGCUGGGGGCAGACGCCUCCGUGGCAGCUCCCCGCCGUGCCCCGGCCUGUGCCAAGGAGUCCCCGAGCCCGUGCUCCAAGGCGGCCUCCCUCCUUCGGCUCAGGGCCCAGGUGGUCCAGGCCAGACCCUGGGAGACUCCCACCCAUACAUAUCCGCCAGCCAGGUGUCCGGCGUUGGCCUGGAGCCCUCUGGCGAUGGGGCACCCUCUGCCUCCCCGGCUCUCCUUGGUAAAGAAGCCUCAGGCGGCCUCCUUGGACCUCCCGCCGACAGCCCUGGGGCACGUGGCCGCUGCUCGUGGCUCCAUCCUUGGGCAUCUCCGCUUCCCCUGGCCCUCCGCACUCGCCCUGUAG